AUGUCUUCAAGCGAUGCCACGAAAGGGAAAGACGGGCUCAAAAAGCGAUCUGUCGCAGGAUCCUUUCUUUUCAAGUUCCCCCACGGCGACGUGAGGAAGGCCCAAGUAGCCUUGUUUAAACGCAGCGGUAAGGUCAGUACUUACCAGCACAAAUUUGCUCCCAUAUCCGGCAGUGUCGAGAAGUACGAUGCCACUCCACUCGCCACCGCUUUGCGGGAGAUCAACGAGGAGACGGGAUUGACACCGUCCUCGAUCGAACUGUUUCGCGUCGGUAAACCAUACUCUUUCAUCGAUGAGUCUGUUGGUCGCGAGUGGACCAUCAAUCCAUUCGGCUUUCGUCUCAAAGAAAAGUCCGAAGGAGGGAGAGGUGAAGAGGGGAUCACCAUCGACUGGGAGCAUGAAGGAUUUGAAUGGUUCAAUCCAUUAGACGUGAAUGGGUCGGACGAGUUUGGUGGCGUCCCGAAGCUCGUCAAUAGCUUGCGAAGGGUGUGGCCCGAGUACGAUCUGGGCCAGAGAGCGGCUGAAGUCCUAACGUCCGGCCUACAACAGCUGCGAGAUGAUCAUGAAAGCGGUGCUAGGCAGCUUGCCGACCUGGCGAUAUCAACCUUGAGGAAUCUUAUUGUAGAGAUGGAUUCCGAUGUGAUUGAUGACAACUGGUGGGCGAAUAUCCGAAUGGCCGCAUGGCAUAUCUGUCAAACUCGCGAGAGUAUGGGAGCCGCGAUCACUAGUGCUACAGUCAAGGCACUCGACCGAAUUGAGAAAAUAAUCACACAAGACAUACCGACACGAGAGAAGGUUCGGAUGAUUGCCGAUGCCCUUGAGAACCAGUUGAGCCAACGUAAAUAUACGACCGAUCGCAUUCGUGACGCAUUCGUCGACUAUCUCCGCCAACAUGUUAUCCAAUCUAUAGGAUCCAAAGAAACUAUUUCUAUCCUUACACUGUCCUCUAGCUCUACUAUAUCGGCAUGUCUUUUGCAGGCUGCUGCCCGCCUAGGCGUUUCGGUUGACCUUCGUAUUCUAGAAUCGAGACCCCUCUACGAAGGUGUGACUUUAGCCUCGAAGCUGCUCGAGGUAGAAAACGAUUCGGUAGAUUUAAAUAUGACACUCUAUACAGAUGCCUCUUCGGCUCUGGCCGCUGACGGAAUCGAUGUCGUCGUCCUUGGGGCUGACCGCAUUAGCACAUUGGGCGACGUUAGCAAUAAAAUUGGAUCACUCCCUGCCAUUCUCUGCCAGAGACAUGUUGCACCAAACGCAAAGGUUGUUAUACUAAGUGAAACGGAAAAGAUAGCUCGCCCAGGCUUGAUUAAAGAUCACCUGGCGGAGGAAAAUAGCCCAACAGAACUCGUACGUGCGUGGAAGGGAAUCGUAAAAGGUGCUGAUCUCGUCGAAAAGGUUUUGAGUGACGGUGAGCAUGAUGAAGUACGAGGGAAAAGGGUCCGCGUAAGGAAUUCAUACUUUGAAUGGAUUCCUGCUAUCUUCGUCCAUGCUUAUGUCACUGACGAGGGGCUUUGGUCCGUCGAAAAUAUUAUAGAGAGAUCAAACUGGAUCGGCAAGGAGACAGACAGGUUUUUCAAGGAUCUUUAG
Messenger RNA from Daldinia loculata, 1584 nucleotides. RefSeq names its product nagb/rpia/CoA transferase-like protein. The transcript is spliced from 2 exons. NCBI's taxonomy places the organism in Eukaryota, Fungi, Ascomycota, Sordariomycetes, Xylariales, Hypoxylaceae. Gene Ontology annotation, molecular function: S-methyl-5-thioribose-1-phosphate isomerase activity. The record is from RefSeq and is a predicted model, not a curated record. The coding region runs from base 1 to 1584 and encodes 527 amino acids.